CAAUAUAUACAUCACACAAGUUCACCAAUUAAAAAGCAAUGGCUCUCUCUAUCGCCAAGAUUUCAGUUUUCAUUGUCCUAAUCCUAACAUUAUGGGCAUAUCAAACCACGUCCCGUCUAGUCCCCGAACGAUUGGCCAUGUUGGAGAGACACGAGGAGUGGAUGGAGCGAUAUGGGCGCGUUUACAAGAACGAGGAGGAGAAAAUGAUGCGUUACAAGAUCUUUAAGGAUAAUGUGGAGUUCAUCGAGGCAUUUAAUGCGGCCGGGACUCGGCCGUACAAGCUGGGGAUUAAUGCAUUUGCCGAUCAAACUAAUGAGGAGUUUAAGGCUGCCCGGAAUGGACUUUUUAAGGUGCAAAAGCUGUCUAAAGCUACACCAUUUAAGUAUGAGAAUGUGAGUGCUUUGCCAUCUAGCAUGGACUGGAGGAAGAAAGGGGCUGUCACUCCUGUUAAAGAUCAAGGCCAAUGUGGAAGCUGCUGGGCGUUCUCAGCAAUAGCAGCAACAGAAGGGAUCAACCAAAUAUCAACAGGCAAACUGAUCUCACUCUCGGAGCAAGAAAUAGUAGACUGUGACAAAACCAGCCAGGACCAAGGGUGUGAGGGUGGAUACAUGGAGGACGCCUUUGAGUUCAUCAUAGACAACAAAGGCAUUGCCUCCGAAUCCACAUACCCCUACAGUGCCACAGAUGGAACCUGCAACAAGAAAGAAGAAUCACCGAUCGCAGCCAAGAUUACGAGCUAUGAAAAAGUGCCGGAAAACAAUGAGAAAGCAUUGCUUAAGGCCGUGGCAAAGCAGCCGGUGUCGGUUUCCAUUGAUGCAGGGGGAAUGGAGUUCCAAUUUUACUCAAGUGGGGUGUUCACAGGGGACUGUGGGACUGAUCUUGAUCACGGGGUGACGGCAGUCGGGUAUGGUAAAACUAGUGAUGGUACUAAGUAUUGGUUGGUGAAGAAUUCUUGGGGCACAAGUUGGGGAGAGGAGGGGUAUAUAAUGAUGGAAAGGGAUGUUGCAGCUAAAGAAGGGCUUUGUGGGAUUGCCAUGGAUUCUUCCUACCCUAUAGCUUGACUGCGGCCAAGAAAUUAUGUGUAUAUACAACAUCAACUUGAUAUAUAGUACUAGUGGAUUUAGACAUUCCACUGUCUUGUAUGUAACUAUGUGUAUAGCUAUAAUAUGUGUACUAUGUGUUUUACCCUGAAUUUCAAGAAAACAGUACAUGCAAUAUUCAGAUAA
This is a messenger RNA of Sesamum indicum (sesame), 1226 nucleotides long. RefSeq names its product senescence-specific cysteine protease SAG39. Gene Ontology annotation, molecular function: cysteine-type peptidase activity. NCBI's taxonomy places the organism in Eukaryota, Viridiplantae, Streptophyta, Magnoliopsida, Lamiales, Pedaliaceae. Gene Ontology annotation, biological process: proteolysis. The record is from RefSeq and is a predicted model, not a curated record.